Messenger RNA from Globicephala melas (long-finned pilot whale), 3148 nucleotides. It is a transcript of the gene FZR1, whose product is annotated as fizzy and cell division cycle 20 related 1. Gene Ontology annotation, cellular component: anaphase-promoting complex. Gene Ontology annotation, biological process: positive regulation of ubiquitin protein ligase activity; anaphase-promoting complex-dependent catabolic process; positive regulation of anaphase-promoting complex-dependent catabolic process. The record is from RefSeq and is a predicted model, not a curated record. Gene Ontology annotation, molecular function: ubiquitin ligase activator activity; protein binding; anaphase-promoting complex binding. Lineage: Eukaryota; Metazoa; Chordata; Mammalia; Artiodactyla; Delphinidae.
CGCCAUAUUAAGGAGCGGGGAGCCCGGGAUCCCGUCAGCGGCGGCCGCGGCCGGACGCGGCGUAGCUGCGCUCAGCGGAGGCGGGCGCGGCGCGGCGCCGGGAGAGGCGGGGCCGGCGGAAGCAGCGAGCGACGGGCGACGGGCGACGGGAGCGAGCCAGGCUGACGGCCGCCAUGGACCAGGACUACGAGCGGCGCCUCCUCCGGCAGAUCGUCAUCCAGAACGAGAACACGAUGCCGAGCGUUGCAGAGAUGCGGCGAACCCUGACACCCGCCAACUCCCCCGUGUCCUCCCCCAGCAAGCACGGGGACCGCUUCAUCCCCUCGAGAGCCGGCGCCAACUGGAGCGUGAAUUUCCACAGGAUCAACGAAAAUGAGAAAUCUCCCAGCCAAAACCGGAAAGCCAAGGACGCCACCUCGGACAACGGCAAAGACGGCCUGGCCUACUCGGCUCUGCUGAAGAACGAACUGCUCGGUGCCGGCAUCGAGAAGGUGCAGGACCCGCAGACGGAGGACCGCAGGCUGCAGCCCUCCACGCCUGAGAGGAAGGGCCUCUUCACGUAUUCCCUCAGCACCAAGCGCUCCAGCCCCGACGAUGGCAAUGACGUGUCUCCCUACUCCCUGUCCCCCGUCAGCAACAAAAGUCAGAAGCUACUGCGGUCCCCACGGAAACCCACCCGCAAGAUCUCCAAGAUCCCCUUCAAGGUCCUGGAUGCGCCCGAGCUGCAGGACGACUUCUACCUGAACCUGGUGGACUGGUCAUCCCUCAAUGUACUCAGCGUGGGGCUGGGGACCUGCGUGUACCUGUGGAGCGCCUGCACCAGCCAGGUGACCCGGCUCUGUGAUCUCUCCGUGGAAGGGGACUCGGUGACCUCCGUUGGCUGGUCUGAGAGGGGGAACCUGGUGGCCGUCGGCACACACAAGGGCUUCGUGCAGAUCUGGGAUGCGGCUGCAGGGAAGAAGCUGUCCAUGCUGGAAGGCCACACGGCGCGCGUCGGGGCGCUGGCCUGGAACGCCGACCAGCUCUCAUCCGGGAGCCGGGACCGCAUGAUCCUGCAGAGGGACAUCCGCACGCCGCCCUUGCAGUCAGAGCGGCGGCUGCAGGGCCACCGGCAGGAGGUGUGUGGGCUCAAGUGGUCCACGGACCACCAGCUGCUCGCCUCAGGGGGCAACGACAACAAGCUGCUGGUCUGGAACCACUCAAGCCUGAGCCCCGUGCAGCAGUACACAGAGCACCUGGCGGCCGUGAAGGCCAUCGCCUGGUCCCCGCACCAGCACGGGCUGCUGGCAUCCGGCGGCGGCACAGCCGACCGCUGCAUCCGCUUCUGGAACACUCUCACGGGGCAGCCGCUGCAGUGCAUCGACACCGGCUCCCAGGUGUGCAACCUCGCCUGGUCCAAGCACGCCAAUGAGCUGGUGAGCACGCAUGGCUACUCGCAGAACCAGAUCCUCGUCUGGAAAUACCCAUCCCUGACACAGGUGGCCAAGCUGACCGGGCACUCCUACCGGGUUCUCUACCUGGCCAUGUCCCCUGAUGGAGAGGCCAUAGUCACUGGUGCUGGAGAUGAAACCCUGAGGUUCUGGAAUGUCUUUAGCAAAACCCGUUCGACAAAGGUAAAGUGGGAAUCCGUGUCCGUCCUCAACCUCUUCACCAGGAUCCGGUAAACCCGUGGCCGUGCCGUCCUGGUCGCAGAGCGCCACCUCUCAGCGUGCAUGGACCCUCCCCUCCCCUGAACAUGGGCCCCAGAGGAAGACAGGCAGCCAGGGUGGGGCGGGAGCCGGGCCUGGAGAGACCCUGAAGGUUCUAUUAAAGCCUGAUUGUGAACCCUGUCAGCCGGUGUUUGGGGCGGGGCCGGGCUCGGGCACCAGCAGUAGUGGGGCCUCCGGAUCCCUCCACCCUGGGUGGCCCCGGCUCGGACAGCUGUUCUCGGAGCGGGAUGGACGCCUCCUGGAUGCCGCCUCCUUCCGUCCGUGUCCAUCACCGCCUCGCUGGGGCUUCAGGCUCUGCCCGGAAGCUCGUGCUCACUGCUGCCCACACCUGCUACGGGACAGACGGCUGGACACCAGGCCGGUUGGCCGGGGAAGGGCCUGGCAGGAUGGCAGCUCAGGUUGGCCCGUGAAUCGAAAUGACGUCCCCACUCGAGAGGUUUCUUUGCAGCCACCUCUGCUCUCCCUGUCCCAGCAGCCGACCGCUGGCUCUUUCAGGGGCACGGCGUUGGGAGCAGGCCACACGCCAAAGGAGGUCACCUUGAGGCGGACUUGUUGUCUGAGGGAGACUGAUGUGGGACCUGUUCGCCAUGAUGGCUCGCCCCAACUGUCCUUGUCGCUCACGGGGUCACAGCCGACUGUGGUUCUUGCAGCUCGCUGGGCGGCCGGUCAGGGUAACCUGAGGACAGAAUUGACCCUGCGGGUCAGGUCCUGUGGGCGCCCAGCCCUCCUCCCCAGCCCCUUCUCCUCCAGGCCACCCUAGUGGGUCCUGUCCAUCUGCGCCUUCGGCUGCGGGAGGGGGCACCUGAGGGUUCCCCCAGAAGCUUCCUGAGCUCCCCCUGACUCUGGGCCCACCUCAUUGUCCUCUUCUGCCCUGUUCUCAGGUGAGACGGAGGAGGGAGGUGGGGCCGGUGUGUGGCCAGGGGCCUGAGCAGCCACCCUGCCUCUCCUCCUCUCCCUCCCUCUCCCCUUCCCAGGUCGGAGGACAUUGAUGGACGUGGCCUGGGCAGGGCGGGGGUCCAGCGUGGCCAGGGGGGCCCCACAGAGUCCCAUCGGUCACCCCGGCUCUGCCGGAGCCCCCGCUCCUCCGGUUGUGAGGGCCUUGUGCUCUGUUCAGCCAGCCACACGUGUGCAUGUGUAUAUGUGUAUCUGUGACCUUCCUUUGGAUUUGUUUCUGUGUUUCUGUAAAUCAGUCCCCAAAAUGUUAAGGCUUGCUGGGGGAGAGCAGUGGCCCACCCCUACCCCUGGGGGAGACAGAAGUCACAGCUCUUAAGGUCUUCUUCAGAGGGGCAGGCGGCUGAGCCUGCAUGAACUUGGGGAAGGGUGGGUCCUGCCUCCCGGCCCAUCCCGGCUGCUUGCUGGGGACGGGCGGGGACGAGCAGGGACAGUGUACAUAGAUGUGUGUAUUCCGAUGGGUCCAGAUUUUAUUUUUGUUUGUUUGA